CGAUACAGUACCGGCUCCACUCAGUCCACUGGUGUCUAUGGUGAGUGUAAAUAAAAACGAAAACUUGUUCGUUUUACUACUUUGGCACAUUACAACUUUACAGAUAAAGUCGGCUUCCGCUGAACUGGAAGCCAGUUUCACAAUGAUCCCACCACGACCACCGGGAUCGCUCAUUCUCAUCGAAUUGUAUCGGUCUGCUGAGAGCAAGGAAUACUUCAACUGGAUAAAAGACAAGAAGCAACGCAGACGUUUUGGUCUGCUUGAAGCUCCAGUGCUGCCUCCUCACCUGAGUGUGGAUACUGUUCGCUACAAGGUCUUUAUCUCAGGGAGGAGUGGUGUGGGGAAGACUGCUCUUGCUGCCCGGCUUUCUGGUCUGGACAUUCCAAACAUGCACUAUGAGACCACUGGUGAGUGCUUCGAUUUGGUGUUUUGGCCAGUGAAGCUGAGAGAUAACGGGCAGGUGCUGUUCUUCCGGCUGCAGCUGUGGGACUGUGGGGAGAACGCCCUGCGCAGAUUCGACCACCUCCUGCCAUCUUGUAAAAAGCAGGUAGAUGCCAUUCUCUUCCUGUUCUCCUUCACGGACCGGGCCUCCUUUGAAGAUUUGUCCAAUCAAAUUGCUCGAAGCUCUGAACCUUCAGACAGUGUCGUAAAGUUGAUCGUGGGAACAAAGUAUCCUUUAUUCAUGCACGCGGACGUAACGGACCAAGACGUCAGGAAGUUUCAGGAGGUGUGGGGGCUGCCUGUGUUCCGCAUGGGGGCCGAUGUGGUUGGCGCAUUUGGGGAGGUUGCCCCCCUCCUCAAUGCCCUGGCAGAGAGCCUGUGGCACCAGGACUGCAUGAUGGUCGGGGCAACACGCCCCAGCCCGGCCACUGGGACCGGGGCCGAGACCGGGAGUAUGACCAGAACCUGACCGCUGCCCAUACUUUCCAAACUGAACUUUGCUGUGAAGUGGCCUUCAGCGUGCGGACCUUCUGCGUGUCUGAGGCAGUAGA
Molecule: messenger RNA, 992 nt
Organism: Conger conger (European conger)
Lineage: Eukaryota; Metazoa; Chordata; Actinopteri; Anguilliformes; Congridae
Product: ciliogenesis and planar polarity effector 2-like
Exons: 6
Coding region: 38-910 (290 amino acids)
Molecular function (GO): GTP binding; GTPase activity
Source: RefSeq, a predicted model, not a curated record